This is a messenger RNA of Nerophis lumbriciformis (worm pipefish), 1227 nucleotides long. NCBI's taxonomy places the organism in Eukaryota, Metazoa, Chordata, Actinopteri, Syngnathiformes, Syngnathidae. The record is from RefSeq and is a predicted model, not a curated record.
AUGAGGAAAAUUUGGACCAAAGUGGGCGUCUUUGGCACCGUGUCCAUCGCUCUGGGUUCAGUGUGGUGGUGGAGGCAGAAGAACGCUUCACAGUACGACCUCAAACUGGUCCAGGUUCUGUUUCGACACGGCGCUCGGACGCCGCUGGGCUCCAUCCCUGAUGUGUUGGAGGCGCAAUGGGUGCCCAGCCUCUUGGAGCCUCCAGCUCACACCCACAUGAACUAUGUGGUGACAAACUUGGAUGGGGGGCAAAGACCUUCAUCUCCAUUGGAGGACAGCUACAGGAAGAAGAAGCUGAGUGGCGGCGUGUUUGCGGGUCAGCUGACCACUUUGGGCAUGCAGCAGCUGUACGAGCUUGGCGAACGUUUCAGGAGAAAAUACGUCCAGGAAUGUCCCUUCCUCACCGAUACUUUCUGCACUGACGAGGUCUAUGUGCGCUCUACCAACAUUGUAAGAACCAUCGAGUCUGCCAGGUGUUUGUUGGCUGGUCUUUUCCAGCAAAAACAAAAAGAAACAGUUCCCAUAAUAACCACAGACGCAGAGUCGGAAAUCCUCUACCCCAACUACCACGGAUGCCGGCUGCUCAGAAUGCUCGGCAGCCCCCGACUAAAAGAGGUGAGCCUCCUGCCGGACUUGGCGGCCGACCUCAAGAGCAUCAGAAACGACCUGGGAAUUCGGGACAAAUCUGAGGUCGAUUUCAUACUCAUCAGGGACGACAUGGUCGCCAGACAGGCUCACGGCCUGCCUUGCCCGCCCGCACUUUCCACGUGGAGAAAGCGAGUGGAGCAGCGAGCCGUGGACGUGAUGUUUCACUGCUACCAACCCAGCAAUAGGGAGAACUUGCAGUUGUGCGUGGGACCUCUGCUGCAUAUGUUGUUACUGAACAUGGAAGAGAAACUAAAAGGAAGCUCAUCAGAGCCCAAUAGGAAGUUGUUCCUGUACUCUGCCCACGACACCACACUGAUCCCGUGCCUGAUGGCGUUGGGCAUCUUCGACAUGAAAUGGCCGCCGUACGCCGCCGACAUCACGCUGGAGCUCCACCAGCACCGGCGCACCAAGGAGCCCUUUGUCAAAGUGUCCUACAUGGGAAAGGAUCAGCGUAUUCCUGGCUGCAGUGGACUCUACUGCCCCCUGCGGGAGUUCCAGGAAGCACUUUCAGCGUACUCGCUCAACAAUGACCUCCACCAGUUGCUUUGCAACAGCACUGGCGACAAGUCGAAACGCUAA